Messenger RNA from Chaetura pelagica (chimney swift), 990 nucleotides. RefSeq names its product crystallin, zeta (quinone reductase) (gene CRYZ). Gene Ontology annotation, cellular component: cytosol. Gene Ontology annotation, molecular function: quinone reductase (NADPH) activity; zinc ion binding; mRNA 3'-UTR binding. Lineage: Eukaryota; Metazoa; Chordata; Aves; Apodiformes; Apodidae. The transcript has 8 exons. The coding region runs from base 1 to 990 and encodes 329 amino acids. The record is from RefSeq and is a predicted model, not a curated record.
AUGGCAGCCACAAGGGGUGUGAUGAGGGCUGUCCGAGUCUUUGAGUUUGGGGGCCCUGAAGUGCUGAAGCUCCAGGCAAACGUCUCCGUUCCCGACCCAACAGAGAAUCAGGUGCUGAUUCGAGUCCACGCCUGUGGGGUGAACCCUGUGGAGACCUACAUCCGCUCUGGGAGCUACGCCAGAAAGCCAGCCUUGCCCUACACCCCUGGCUCAGAUGUGGCUGGUGUCGUGGCAGGGGUUGGGGAGCGUGUCACUGCUUUCCAGAAAGGGGACAGGGUUUUUACCGUUGGCACCAUCUCUGGAGGAUAUGCAGAGUAUGCAGUUGCUGCAGCUGACAGGGUCUUUCCCUUGCCUGAUAAACUGGACUUCAGGCAGGGAGCAGCCAUUGGGAUACCCUACUUCACUGCUUAUCGUGCUCUGCUCCAAAAAGGGCGUGCCAAGGCAGGGGAGAGUGUGCUGGUGCAUGGUGCCAGUGGAGGGGUGGGAAUAGCAACAUGUCAAAUUGCCAGAGCCUGUGGUUUAAAGGUGUUGGGUACAGCAGGAACUGAGGAAGGCAUGGAUGUGGUUUUGAGGAAUGGUGCUCACCAAGCAUUUAAUCACAGAGAAGCUAAUUACACUGAUAAAAUCAAGGAAUACAUAGGGACAGAAGGAGUUAAUAUAAUCAUAGAGAUGCUCUCUAACGUCAAUCUUGCUACUGACUUGCAACUGCUGUCCUGUGCAGGAAGGGUGAUGGUUGUGGGCUCUAGAGGCCCCAUCGAGAUAAAUCCCAGAGACACCAUGAGUAAAGAAUCAAGCAUAACUGGAGUUAGUCUGUUUCUUGCAACUGAGGAGGAGAUGCACGAGUGUGCAGCAGCAGUCCUGGAUGGCAUAGAAGCUGGCUGGCUGAAACCUCUGGUAGGCUCUGAGUAUUCUCUGGAGAGAGUAGCCCAGGCUCACCAGGACAUCAUGCACAGCAGAGGAGCCCAGGGGAAGAUGGUGCUCCUUCCAUAA